Molecule: messenger RNA, 1085 nt
Organism: Aspergillus pseudotamarii
Lineage: Eukaryota; Fungi; Ascomycota; Eurotiomycetes; Eurotiales; Aspergillaceae
Gene: echA
Product: enoyl-CoA hydratase echA
Exons: 4
Coding region: 82-960 (292 amino acids)
Biological process (GO): fatty acid beta-oxidation
Cellular component (GO): mitochondrion
Molecular function (GO): enoyl-CoA hydratase activity
Source: RefSeq, a predicted model, not a curated record
UUCCAGUGUCUUUUUACGUCCGUCCUUCGUAUCUUAGCUGAUUUCAAGCCAUUUGAUAUCAUUGAUUUUAUAUCGGCCACAAUGUUCGCCCGACAGUGCUCACGAUUGGUGUCUUCCCGGACUGCCGUCCCCUUGUCUUCGUAUCUUGCUCGUGUUAGGCCGUAUUCCUCGGCAUCAGGAUAUGAGCACAUCCUAACCUCCAGCCCCAAGCCUGGUGUUGGGCUAAUCACAUUGAACCGCCCUAAAGCCCUCAAUGCCCUUUCCAGCCCUCUCUUCAAAGAGAUCAACGAUGCCCUCUCCAAAUACGAUGAGGACAAGGAUAUUGGGGCCAUCAUAAUCACAGGGAGUGAGAAGGCUUUCGCUGCUGGUGCCGAUAUCAAGGAAAUGGCGCCCUUGACCUUCUCAGCUGCCUACAGCAACAACUUCAUCGCCCCUUGGUCCCACCUUGCCAACAAUAUCCGUAAACCUGUUAUUGCCGCAGUGUCUGGCUAUGCCCUUGGUGGUGGCUGCGAGCUCGCCCUCAUGUGCGACAUCAUCUACUGUACCUCGAAUGCCACCUUCGGCCAACCGGAAAUCAAAUUAGGUGUUAUCCCCGGUGCUGGCGGGUCGCAGCGCCUGACUCGUGCAGUAGGAAAGAGCAAGGCCAUGGAACUGAUUCUGACUGGAAAGAAUUUCAGCGGCAAGGAAGCGGGAGAAUGGGGUGUUGCUGCGAAGGUCGUUGAAGGAGGCAAGGAUGAGUUGCUCGAGGAGGCCCUCAAGACUGCCGAGACGAUUGCAGGUUAUAGUCGUGUUGCCGUCGUUGCUGGCAAGGAGGUUGUGAACAAGAGUCAAGAACUCUCGUUGAGAGAGGGCGUAGAGUAUGAGAGGCGUUUGUUCCAUGCACUUUUCGGCAGUAAAGACCAGAAGAUCGGCAUGACGGCUUUUGCCGAGAAGAAGAAACCUGAGUGGUCGAAUGAGUAAACUUGGUUGGAGCCCCCGCUUGGUCUCGCCAUUCAUGAUAAUUUGACUGAAAAAAAAGAAAUCCUAGGACGUUAAUACAAGAACAGUGAUAAUUUAUCGCUUCAAUAUUAUAGCUAACAAUGAAC